This is a messenger RNA of Sycon ciliatum, 1432 nucleotides long. RefSeq lists its product as uncharacterized. The record is from RefSeq and is a predicted model, not a curated record. The transcript has 6 exons. NCBI's taxonomy places the organism in Eukaryota, Metazoa, Porifera, Calcarea, Leucosolenida, Sycettidae. Bases 226 to 645 code for a protein of 139 amino acids.
AACUCCUGAGUUUUGUUGUUUGGGCUUCGACACGACUUUCAGAGUUUAGUCUUGAUCCCUCUAGUAGUAGUAGUAGUAUCUGUCGUCUAUUCUACUGGAGCGGAGUGUUUGCUUGAGAAGACUUUGCACAGUUGCGAGUCAAUCAUUUGGCCUGUCAGGAGAACGCCUGGCUAUUUUUCGGUAGUCCUUGUGGACGAGGUUUAGUCUUUAGCGCAAUCGGACGCUAUGGAAAGACUUGCUUCCCGCUUCGCUCGAGGUGCCAAUUCGGCACUCGUGCAGCAUCAUGCUGGCGCCGCCAAUGCAACAACUCUUCCUGGAUCAGUAAUGUUUGGCCGUAACAUCACAGAGAGUGCUAAUCAGUCACAUGUUGCCAUGACAAACCGAGCCAGCGUCAAUCCUGCGCCGAGCCACAGUAUGAAGCAAUGGCCGGGUGCGAAGAUUCUCAACAAUCCAUCCAUGCAGAUUAUUGCUCGUCGCUAUCAACGCACUCCUCUUCAGGUAUGGCAGCGCUAUCAAGUACAGUGUGGACUGCCAGGAUCUAACACGGGAUCUGAUGAGCAUCGUAGCUCCAUCAACUCGUUUGCUCUCACCCUGGAAGAAAUGAAUAAAGUAACGGUCGCCCAAUUUCCACAGGUCCCGGCGUGAUGGACCGACUGCCCACAGGUCCCGGCGUGACGGACCGACUGCACCGACUGCUCAGUAGAACAUGGUUCAACUAGUUUGGAAGACAAGUUCCGGCAUAAAUUACACGCAUGCACGCACGCAUAUUCCUGGUUUCUGCUAAUUUUGGAAAGUGUCGAUGCAAUGUUGCCUAAAUCUUUGUUGUUGCGAUGAUGACUAGUUUAAAGGUUUCUAUUCAGUUUUGUUCGUCUAGGGGACUAUCACGCUGUUUUGUUGACCACUAGUAGAUUGAGCAUGCCACUGUUGUCAGUGUUGAUAUUUGUCACAGUGUCAGUUUUGUUACUUGAUUCCUAUUGACUGUACAUGUACAUGUAUAUGUGUCAGGCUGUGCUGCAGUACAGUGUGCAGUGUGUACCGGCUCCACUACUUAUCCUGUGUAUCCCGUGCGUUGUACUGUGCAUGCCUCGCCUGCUAGUUACAGACAGCAUCACACUUGAGUUUCACUAUCAAACAAUUCAUUAGAUCAAUGAGUUUAUCGUUUUCUUUAACCCUCGCAAACCUUUUUAGACGACUUCAAGAGUUCAUUGCAUAUCUACCGCUGCUGGAUCAAUGAGUUUAUUGUUUUCUUUUUAACCUUCGCAGACCUGCAACUACGACUUCCAGAGUGACAUUGCAUAUCUACCGCCUGCUGCUUCUUUAGGCCAAAUAAUGAAUAUGCUUCUGCAUGGCUAGCCCGUGUCUGUUAUUCUGUACCUCAUUAUGAUCAUAGCACAGACACACUGUAACAAGACGUGCUACUAAUGUAUGUGUA